GUUUUAUCAAUUUAAUUCUGUCAGUAUGCCUAUCAUCUACACCUGAAAGCUAGACUAUUGUAUAGCCGGAUUCUAUAGGUGCUGUGCAAUUAUAUAAUUAUGGACGAAUUUAUUGUGAUUAUAAGGAAACUCGACACACCUACAAAUGUACUUUCAUCAGAUAUUAUACAGGAAGUUUUAACAAUAGCUAGAAAAUACUCAAAUCAGUCAAAGCCACAUGAAGAUGUAUGGGAGCAGAUUACAAAAUUAUUAUGGGCACAUUUACAUGUCGGUUUAGUUAAAUUUGACAACCAACUACUUUGUGGUACAUGUUUCUUUGCAGUCCUGGCAUUGAUGGAAAACCAACAUUAUUUAUAUGAUAUACAAGCUCAGUUAAUGAAUAGUUUAAAUUUGAGAUCUAAAAAUUGUAACAAUACAGCAUACACUCUGGUAACUUCUCUUACAUAUGGAAUGUUUCAAUCCGCAUUUGUAACUUAUAAAAGAAAUAGUAAUGUUGAAAUUAUAGAAAAAGUUCUUGAAAGUACAUUUGAAUUAUUAUUGUCUAUGGCAUAUGAAUAUUCAAGGUAUACAUAUAUAGUUUUCAAAACCAUUAACUCAUUCAAAAAAGUAUUAGGUACAGAUUUUGAAAAUUGUAUCUACAGUGAAGAGAAGGUAGUAAGGUUGCUUAAUUUGGUGAACCACAAUUGGGAGAAUCCUGUAACAGGUGUGAGGGACUUGAACAAAGGAAUUUUUCAAACACUAAUAUGUGUUCUUAACAAUGAUAUGUAUGGGGUUAUAGUCCAGGAGAUUAGUGGCUUCUAUUGGAACAAAGCUAAAUAUUUGAUGCUAUCAGAAAUAAUAGCAAAGUAUAAAGGCGAUAUUGUAGCAGACAUUGUUAGUAAUAACUGGAGAGAUGGACUCCUCAACAGCUUGUACAAACCUGGCUUAGUAUCUGCUGGUGCUGAUAUGUACUUUGCUGUAUUAUAUCAACUAAGAGCAGAGGAUAAAUGGUGUAAAGUAUUCCUGUAUGAUAUAAUAAAAAUAUUAACAAGUUCAACUGCCAAAGCAAUUGAUAACUUCAGUAAUUACUGGUGCCUGGCCACAUUGAAGAAAUUUCCAGCUCUAAUUACAGUUAUAAUUAACGAGUUGGAACAAUACCAGGAUGUAGAACAAAAAUUGUAUGGUACAUUACAUUUAUUGAAACAAGGCAAUAAGUUAGGUCUUGUAACAAAACAUUGGAAUACAGAUGACUUCAAAACAACAGAAUAUCUAGUGUUACGCGGCAUUGAACACUGUGAUCCUUAUGUUAGAAUGUUGGCAUUUGAAUUUGUUUGCAUAUCACACAGUAAAUCAUUACCAACACAAUUUGAAUAUGAUUUAAUUUUAAACUAUGUAUAUAACAAUAUAAAUUCAGAUAGCACUGUGUUAAGAGUAAGUAUGCUGGGCAGUUUGACUUCAUUCUUCACAUGGUUACAUUCCAUAUUUAUAAAUAGUAUUAACAUUAAUUGUGAAAACAAUGAUAUGCAACAUUUGUUCAAUUUCUUCCGAAAUAUUCAGCAGUUUGUUAUCAAAUCCUUGAAUGUGAAUGGUAAUUAUCAAAGAAAAUUCACAACUAUAAAAUUAUGUCAAAUAGUAUUGAGCUCCUUGAAUGAACUACCGAGAAAGAAACGAAAGCAAGCAAAGCCGUUUAAGAGAACAGCGAAACAAGUAUUGAAAGAUGAAGGACAAUGGUUACUACAUGGAACCGACUUUAUCCUGAAAUUAUUGAAUCUAUUAAAGGAUCCAGCUGAUGAUGUUAGAGAAAAUGUACUACAAUUAUUAUUGGACCAUUAUACUGAGGAAAUCAAAGCACCUUUGCUAUGGAACAACUUGGUGGACGAUGCUCAGGCAGCUAUGAGGAGUAAAUUUUUCUACCAAAUCAGUUGCAGUCAAAGUAUGUUUAAACUAAUAACUUGUACACUUCUAAAAGAGCAUACCUUUGACACUAAUUUCAGAAGUGUGGAAGACAUUUUCUUUUUCGCAUACAAUGAACUUAUAAGUGAAUAUAACUUGAAGACUAAUAUUAUAAAUUCAAUAGAAAAUGGUAAACAGCUGCAUUCUCUCAUAAGCGUCCUACAUGUAACUAUGGAAGUUUCCAGAAAUAGAUCUCAUGUAUUUGCCAUUUCACAAAACAAUAUGAGCCAACUUAUAGACACCAUAGAAGGAAUUUCCAAUCAGUUUGCAUGGGAACAACAAACAUUGACGAGUUCAGACUUUUCAAAGAUGAGUGAUAUGGUGCAAGAUAUGAUUGCCUCAUCGGGUUACGAUCCACACGAUGCAAAGGAUCUCACUAAGAUAUCUGGGCUACAACAAAUUGUGCUGAAUUGCCUCUGGCUAAAUGUGAAGGCAUCCUGCGACUUAGCAUCGCUAUUGAUACGGUUUAAUGUGGAGGACAUGGGGACAUGUGAGAAAUGUCUUAAGAUAAUCAUACACGCUUUAGAAACAUCUCGCCAUAAGGGGGCUAUUGAGGCGGCCGGCAGCGCUCUAGGUAGAGCAAUACAACAUUUGACAUCUUUACCUGAAGAAACCGAAGCUAGUCGUCUGCCCUUCUCAUUGCUGAAAUGCAAACUUGAGGAGUUAAUAUCAGACGCUGGCAUGAAGUCUUCAGUUACCAGGCGGGGUGCUGGCCUCUCCAUAAUGGUACAUAGAAUUGUCUCCAGUGACAUGAAAAAGGGAAAGCCAUUAUUCCAUUACUUUAUGGAAACUCUUCUAGAAGUUUGUAACAAAAUCGACGAUGUACCAAGUACAAUGAACGAAGAGGCGGACAUAGACAAUCAGAGAGACCUACCAAAAGCAAUAUAUGUUCACUUUUUAACGAAAAUUGUCAUAGACAGCAGCUUGGCGUCUGAUAUGAUGCAUUAUUCCGCAAAGUUGGCAGAACUGGCAUUCAAUAAUUUAACUAGUGCACAUUGGCAGAUAAGGAAUGCAGCCCUUCAGUUGUACGGUGCACUAAUACCAAAGCUAAUAGGACAGAAGAAAGCGUCAGGAUCAGAAGACGAGACGGUAUCCACAGUUGCUUGCGACGAAUUCCGCACGCAUUCGCCCAACUUAUGGGAGCACAUUGUACAAAGCUUGCAACACUGCGAGAAGCACGAUACAGUGUUGACACAUUCCAACCUCGUUCCCAUAUUGAAUGUACUCGCCAAUAUUGCGAGGAGAUAUAACUUUUCUUUCGACACAGUAUCGAGGGAAGAAUCUGAUGGAUCUCUGUUAAAAAACCUCAUAUCUUUAUUGGGAAGUCCACUUUAUAUCGUUAGACGGCUAAGCGCUAAAUGCAUAUAUAAUAUAUAUCAGUUUGAAAGUAUUUAUAAAGUUAUUAUGAAUCAAGAAUACACAUCUGAAAAUGUUCUUCAUGGAACUCUCAUAUUAAUAACGUUUUAUAAAACAGUCGGUAGCAUGCAACUACCUAAUAACUUUGAGAAUUUAAAAAGUAAAUUCAUUAUUACUAUUGAUUCCAAAAGACAUUCAUAUUUGUGUCGAUUGUUACAUGAAGAAUUGUUUAUUGGCGGUCCACUACAGUUAAAAGACAUUAUAGAAACGUUAAAGGAAGUAGUAAAUAAUUCAGAUAAACACGGAGCCUCGUUAUGGGCAAAUAAACGCGUCGAGAAAUAUAUAAUCAUGUCGCAGUGGUCUGAAGUAGUCGAGAUAUUAAAUAAUAUUCUAGAACAAACAGAUUGUGAAUAUUAUUUUAAAACGAUAUUGCAUAAAAUAAAAACGGAUCGUAACGUACCGAAAGAUAUUCUUCAAGAAAUUGCAAAUGUUUUAUUAGGUUAUAGAAAGAAAUUUAAUUCCUGUACAAUUUGGGAGAUUCUUUUUGAAAUAUCUUUGGAAAUUGAUUCGUUUGCGUUGAAAGAGGUAAAAGUAAUAAUAGAAUAUAUACAAAACUAUGGAGUGUCGUAUAAAUUGAGGUAUAUAUUACGGUUUAUAGCAAGAAUAUCUAUAAAUAUAGAAGAAAAUAAUUUGUUGCAAUUAUCAAAAAUUAUUAAUUCAUUAAGCGACCCAGAAACAACAGAUGUGGAUAUGAGAUAUAUAGCAACACUGGCUAACAAUGAAUUGGCAAAUUAUUUUAAUAAACUGUCCGAUGAAGUAAGAAUUAAUUGUAUCAAAUCUGCUGUGACACUUUUGCAAGAUGAGGAUGAAGUUAUUCGGUGUACAUGUUCAUUGUUCUACAGAAAUGUAAAAAUGGACAGUGUUAUAUUACAGCCGUAUAUAGUUUUGCAUAAAAUUCUGGACUAUACAUUUAUGGAGUCAGUUUUUCAGAAUCCUGAAAGUAAUAUUCAAGAUUUAUCCCGAGAUGUCUUGACCGUAGUAUCUGACACGAAAUGUCGACUUACUGAUGAAUACAAUCCCUUUAGUAAUGACUCGAAAAAUAUCUACAUGGAAGUGGAUAUCUUACAGGACUUAAUAGACAAAUUAAAAAGGUAGAAAUCAUAAAUUAAAGUACUGUGUUUGAGAGAAUUUUGACUUUUAA
Achroia grisella is the source of this 4489-nucleotide messenger RNA. RefSeq lists its product as uncharacterized. The transcript has 7 exons. Gene Ontology annotation, biological process: tRNA methylation. Gene Ontology annotation, cellular component: cytosol. Lineage: Eukaryota; Metazoa; Arthropoda; Insecta; Lepidoptera; Pyralidae. The record is from RefSeq and is a predicted model, not a curated record. Bases 100 to 4443 code for a protein of 1447 amino acids.